CUGCAGCAGGACGCGAUCACUACUGCCAACCAUCUCAACAAAUCUCUCGUAACUGAGCAGCUAUACUUUCCGCACACUAAUAUCGAUCCAGUUUCAGAAUGUUCAAGGAGUGUCCAGUUUCAGCGAUCACUUCAACUACAGAAUGUUUACAGAAUGGCUCACAAUAAGGGAGUUUUGGCUGGUGCUGGUGAAAAAGCCCAAGAGCUGUCCGAAAAGACUGCCGAGAAGCUGAGCCAUGCCGGAACUGCAGUGAAAGACACCAUUGCAUCUGGAUACGAGAAGGUGAAAGAUACGGCAGCUUCUGCUUAUGAAAAGGUUGCCGGUAGCGCCAAGGAGAAUUACGACGAAGCUAGUAGGAAGGUGGACGAAAAGAAGGAUCAGCUCGGUAGGAAGAUGGACGAGAAGAAGGAUCAGCUCGGUUGGAAGAAGGACGAGAAGAAGGUGAAGACACAUGACAAGGCAUGGGUGGAUAGAUAUAUCAUGACAAGGCAUGGGUGGAUAUAUUUGGGUUGA
Molecule: messenger RNA, 513 nt
Organism: Cooperia oncophora
Lineage: Eukaryota; Metazoa; Nematoda; Chromadorea; Rhabditida; Trichostrongylidae
Source: the annotation of a GenBank genome assembly